This is a messenger RNA of Cladocopium goreaui, 869 nucleotides long. The record is from the annotation of a GenBank genome assembly. NCBI's taxonomy places the organism in Eukaryota, Dinophyceae, Suessiales, Symbiodiniaceae.
GUGAUAGUUUCGACACCAUCUCAUCAGUGGGAUCCAACACGUCGGUGGUGCACUACAAACCCGAAAAGGCGAGCUGCAAGAAGUUGUCCAAGGACGAGAUGUACCUCAUUGAUACCGGCGGGCAGUACCAAGACGGCACCACCGAUGUCACGCGCACGGUGCAUUUUGGGACACCGACAGAGGAGCAAAAGCGAUUCUACAGCCGGGUUCUUCAGGGCCACCUGGCCUUGGCGACGGCCGUCUUUCCGGAAGGCACCUGUGGCUUGCUCCUGGAUGCCUUUGCGCGAAGACCUUUAUGGCAGGACGGCAUGGAGUAUGGACAUGGGACUGGCCAUGGCAUUGGAGCCUAUCUCAAUGUACACGAGGGUCCUGCACAGAUUGGCGGUGGUCAAGUGCCUGGGAACAAGAUCCAAAGCAGUGAGGGUCGCAGGAGGAUUCUCCUGAUGCCACUGAAAGCAGGUUUUUUUGUUUCGGAUGAGCCCGGCUGCUACAAGGAUGGCGAUUUUGGCAUCCGAAUUGAGUCAGAUAUCUUGGCGACUCCGGCGGACACACCAUACAAGAUGUCCUCGCAGAAAUUCCUGAAGUUUGACUACUUGACCUUGGUGCCCAUGUGUCGCAAGCUGGUGAAUGUAUCGUUGCUCUCACCAGUUGAACGGCAGUGGGUUGACUCAUACCACCUCCGAGUUUGGGAGGAGCUGAAAGAUGAGCUAACCGGUGACUCUCGCACGUGGCUAUGGGAAGCUACCAGGCCGCUAGAAGCCUAAACCGUCUUCGCCGGGCUGGCGAACCACACCAUCCCUGCAGAACAUGCGGAGAGCAAGGAUUAUCAAUUGAACGGUGUAUAGCAAACCUGGUUGGUGGUUUCAAAC